CGCUGUGCGUUCUAGCAGUUGUUCUUAGAUGUUGGCUGUCAACUUCUCUUCCUGAGUAGGCGCGUGCACAAAAAGUCUUGGAGACCGCCAGUGUAUUGCUUAAAAGCAUGUCUGUUCGCGGCGGAAACAGAACUCUGGUACUCGGGCAGCUUAGUACGGUCUCUUUAAAUGCCUAACUCAAGAUUCUUAAAUACGCUUUGUUCAGGCCAGAUGGCCAAAAGAAAGGAAGACAGUUUGCCCUCUCCUGAAACUGCCAAAAGACCGAGACGAGAGCCAGAGGAUUUCGGUAGAGACAGUGACGAGGACGAAUGUUCAGUUUCUUUGACUAAAGGCGGCUCUACUUUGACUGUAGCAGAAGUUGGGAUAAUUGAGAGUAUUCAACUAAGAAACUUCAUGUGCCAUUCGAUGCUUGGGCCCUUCAAGUUCGGUUCUAAUGUCAACUUUGUUGUUGGCAACAAUGGAAGUGGGAAGAGUGCUGUGCUCACAGCUCUCAUUGUCGGGCUUGGUGGAAAAGCAGUCGCUACCAACAGGGGAUCCUCUUUAAAAGGCUUUGUCAAAGAUGGGCAGAGCUCAGCGGAUAUCACAGUCACUUUGAGAAACAGAGGAGAUGAUGCCUAUAGAGCAAAUGUGUAUGGUGACUCCAUAGUUGUGCAGCAGCACAUCAGCAUGGAUGGAAGUCGAUCCUAUAAACUGAAAAGUCAAACAGGUGCUGUGGUUUCUACUAGGAAAGAAGAGCUGAUUGCAGUUCUUGAUCAUUUUAACAUCCAGGUAGAUAAUCCUGUUUCUGUUUUAACACAAGAGAUGAGCAAGCAGUUCUUGCAGUCUAAAAAUGAGGGCGACAAAUACAAACGACUCACUGAACUAAAGCGCCAGUGUUUAGAGAAAGAGGAACGUUUUCAAAGUAUUGCUGGUUUAAGUACAAUGAAGACUAAUUUAGAGUAUUUGAAACAUGAAAUGGCCUGGGCAGUGGUCAAUGAAAUUGAAAAACAGUUGAAUGCUAUCAGAGAUAAUAUCAAAAUUGGAGAAGAUCGUGCUGCUAGACUUGACAGGAAAAUGGAAGAGCAGCAGUUGGAGCGGACCUAUACUUUUCCCAAGAACUGUUGUGGCAGCUGUCUUUUGAAAAAGGUCAAACUUAAUGAAGCAGAAAAAAAAUACAAGGAUAUUCAGGAUAAACUGGAAAAGAUUAGUCAAGAGACAAAUGCACGAGCACCAGAAUGUAUGGCAUUAAAAGCAGAUGUCACUGCUAAGAAAAGGGACUAUAAUGAAGCUGAGGUUUUAUAUAACCGUUCCCUAAAUGAAUAUAAAGCAUUAAAGAAAGAUGACGAGCAGCUUUGUAAAAGAAUUGAGGAACUUAAAAAAAGUGCUGAUCAAUUUUUGGAAACAGAACGGUUGGAAAGGCAAAAAAAAAUAUGUUGGUUAAAAGAGAGAUUAAAGGCCUUUCAGGACCAAGAAAAUUCAGUCAGUCAAGAGAUGGAGCAGUUUCAGCAGGCCACAGAAAAGGGCAGAGAAGAAUACGCCCGGAUUAGGAGAGAAGAAUUAGAUGUGAAGCAUGCACUGAACUAUAAUCAGAGGCAACUGAAAGAAUUAAAAGAUAGUAAAACUGAUCGACUAAAACGAUUUGGUCCUCAUGUUCCAGCUCUUCUGGAAGCAAUAGAUGAUGCUUACCGACGGGGAUAUUUUACCCAUAAACCUGUAGGCCCUUUAGGAGCUUGCAUUCAUCUUCGGGAUCCUGAGCUUGCCUUGGCUGUUGAAUCCUGCUUGAAAGGGCUUCUUCAAGCCUACUGCUGCCAUAAUCAUGCUGAUGAAAGAGUCCUUCAGGCAUUAAUGAAAAGAUUUUAUUCUCCUGGGACCUCACGGCCACAGAUAAUAGUUUCUGAAUUUCAGAAUGAGAUAUAUGAUGUAAGACACAGAGCUGUUCAUCAUCCAGAGUUUCCAACAGUGCUGACAGCAUUAGAAAUAGACAAUGCAGUUGUUGCAAAUAGCCUGAUUGACAUGAGAAACAUAGAGACUGUGCUGCUAAUCAAGAGUAAUGCUGUAGCUCGUGCAGUAAUGCAGUCCCAACAGCCACCCAAAAAUUGUAGAGAAGCUUUUACCGCUGAUGGUGAUCAGGUUUUUGCAGGACGUUACUAUUCAUCAGAAAAUACAAGGCCUAAGUUCCUAAGCAGAGAUGUGGAUUCUGAAAUAAGCAACUUGGAGAAUGAAGUUGAAAAUAAGAGAGCCCAGUUAGUAAAUCUUCAGCAACAUUUAUCUGCCCGUGAAAAGGAUGUUAAACAAAAUGAAGAACUUCUUAAAAGGUGCCAGCUACAUUAUAAAGAGUUAAAGAUGAAAAUAAGAAAAAAUAUUUCUGAAAUUCGGGAACUUGAGAAUAUAGAAGAACACAAAUCUGUAGAUAUUGCAACCUUGGAAGAUGAAGCUCAUGACAAUAAAAUCAAAAUGAAAAUGACUGAGAAACAGAUGGAACAACAAAAAGAAAGUUUGGAGCACUUUAAAAGUCUGAAAAAAGAAGCAGAGAACAAGUAUGAUACAGUUAAAUUGAAAAUUAAUCAACUAUCAGAACUAGCAGAUCCACUUAAGGACGAAUUAAACCUUGCUGAUUCUGAAGUGGAUAACCAGAAACGAGGGAAGAGGCAUUAUGAAGAUAAGCAAAAAGAACACUUGGAUACUUUAAAUAAAAAGAAACGAGAACUGGACAUGAAAGAAAAGGAGCUAGAGGAGAAAAUGUCACAAGCAAGACAGAUCUGCCCGGAAAGGAUAGAAGUAAAAAAAUCUGCAUCAAUGCUAGAUAAAGAAAUUAACCGAUUACGACAGAAGAUACAGGCAGAACAUGCUAGUCAUGGAGAUAGAGAAGAAAUAAUGAGGCAGUACCAGGAAGCAAGAGAAACUUAUCUUGACCUGGAUAAUAAAGUAAGGACUUUAAAAAGGUUUAUUAAAUUACUAGAAGAAAUAAUGACCCACAGAUAUAAAACAUAUCAACAAUUUAGAAGGUGUUUGACUUUACGAUGCAAAUUGUACUUUGACAACUUACUGUCACAACGGGCCUAUUGUGGAAAAAUGAACUUUGACCAUAAGAAUGAAACUCUUGCUAUAUCAGUUCAGCCUGGAGAGGGAAACAAAGCUGCCUUCAAUGACAUGCGAGCGUUGUCUGGCGGCGAACGCUCUUUCUCCACAGUGUGCUUCAUCCUUUCCCUGUGGUCCAUUGCCGAAUCACCUUUCAGAUGCCUGGAUGAGUUUGAUGUCUACAUGGAUAUGGUUAAUAGGAGGAUUGCCAUGGACAUGAUACUUAAGAUGGCAGAUUCUCAGCGUUUUAGACAGUUUAUCUUGCUUACCCCACAAAGUAUGAGUUCACUUCCUUCCAGUAAAUUGAUUAGAAUUCUUCGGAUGUCUGAUCCUGAAAGAGGACAAACUACGUUGCCUUUCCGACCUGUGACUUGGGAAGAUGAGGAUGAGCGGAGCUGAGCUGUGACACGUAGCAUGGCUUGUCCUCGUGGGGACUGUAAGGACAAGAAUGCUGAGCUGUUCAGGAGACAGAAUGAGACUGGGCUGCUCUCAAGAAAAGGACCCAUUGCCUCAGGCCACAGUAAAAUGUGUCAGUAAGCCCAAAAGCCAGGUACAGCCAGGAGGUUACAGCUACUGUUCCUUUCCUUUGAGAAAAGUCAAUUUCACAGUGCUGGUUUUUAAGUCUGUUUGGUUUUGAGGAUUUUGGUUUUUCGUUUUACCGUCCACUUUUAUGGACUCUUAGAAGUAGCAUUUCGUACACGUGUAUGUGUACAUAUCUGCAUAGUUUGGGUUCGUUUCUGUAGUAUUUUGUAAGAAAAUAAAAGUUUGAGUACCGGUUUAUAUUUAGUAUUGCUUUUCCAGAACAUUACAUUCUGUAGCUAAACAAUCAAAAGCAGAAGGGAGGGAUUUCUCGUUACAUAGGAUGGGGUACAAAGGUGGUUUUGGACAAAAACUAGUUUACAGUGGACUUAGUGUCUGGUUUUCAUCCAUUAAUUAGGAGGGACUUACAUAGCACUAUAAGUACACUGUGUAGUUCCUGCCUAUAGGUAAAAUUUUUUUUUUUUUGUACCGGGAAUCGAGCUCAGGACCUUGCACUUGCGCGGCAGGUGCCAGAACCACUGAGCUAAAUCCCCGGCCCUCUGUAGGUAAUUUUUAACCCUGGGGCACAACUGUAGAUCUGGGCUAUAACUUUUAAUUGUUGUAUUUCAUCAAAUUUAAGAUGCUCUCUAUUUAUGAGACACUCUUUUGAAGUCCUGAGGCCGUUACUCUGACACAGUGCGUUCUCAGUCCUUUACUGUCCUCUGUCCAAGUGAGAGCCUGAAACUGGACACAGGACCAAACCAUGACAUAGCUUGUCCACCCUGACCUGUGGCACUCUGGGCGGGUUGAAAAGCCCUUUGUUUGGAGUCCAGGGCUCUCAGGUCCUGGGCUCUGGUGAGAGCAUGCAGGCCAGAGGGACCAUGCUAAGCAGGCAGGGAAGGCUGGGAGGAGAGCAGCAAGUAGCUGGUUGUGUGAGCCAGAGGCCACCCUGGAUGGCGGGCAGGCUCAUGAGAUCAGAGAGAUCAGCUACUGGAGACGCAUCCUGACUUUAGAGAUGCUGAGAGGUGUGCUGCUUAGAAUGACCAGAUACAGUUUAUUGUAAAAAAAAAAAAAAGGAAUUUAUGAACUUUAAAGAAAACAUGAAUAGGACUUCUCAUAUGCUUUGAUACUAGCAUUAGUGUAAAACUUUUUAAAACACAUUGAAUACCAAAAAGUAUUCCUUAAUAUUAUUAGCAAUAAAUAUUAGAAUACGUAUUUAUAAAAUUGAAAAGGAAGUAUUUCAAGACAUACUUUAAGAGAAGGGACAGUUCUCUACUUAUUGAGAAAAAUUGGAUUUUGUUUUUGCUUGGGGAGGGAGUUCAAAUUGCGAUCAGUUGCCAAAUCAGACCAGAAACUCGUACUUUCUAAUGUAAGAAUUUAUGGAAAGAAGCAAAUGUAUGCUGAAUGUUUUCAGCAUUCUCCACUAACCAUACAAUGUCUGAUUUUACAGUUACACUUAAAACUCAUUUGUAUCAAAACUACUUCACAUUCAUGUGCUUUUUCAAAUAAAAACUAUAGAGUUUA
Molecule: messenger RNA, 5100 nt
Organism: Heterocephalus glaber (naked mole-rat)
Lineage: Eukaryota; Metazoa; Chordata; Mammalia; Rodentia; Bathyergidae
Source: RefSeq, a predicted model, not a curated record